Messenger RNA from Schistocerca nitens (vagrant locust), 2785 nucleotides. RefSeq names its product zinc finger protein GLIS2 homolog. Gene Ontology annotation, cellular component: nucleus. Gene Ontology annotation, molecular function: zinc ion binding; DNA-binding transcription factor activity, RNA polymerase II-specific; RNA polymerase II cis-regulatory region sequence-specific DNA binding. The coding region runs from base 1065 to 1808 and encodes 247 amino acids. Lineage: Eukaryota; Metazoa; Arthropoda; Insecta; Orthoptera; Acrididae. The record is from RefSeq and is a predicted model, not a curated record. Gene Ontology annotation, biological process: smoothened signaling pathway; regulation of transcription by RNA polymerase II. The transcript has 6 exons.
UAUUGAGUUUUGCUCGUACAUAUUGUCUUUAAGGCACUUUAGAGAAGAACACUCCACUUAAAGUUGCUCACUAAUUCGUCCUUGUCUUUACUUCUUCUCUGAAGGCUUAACUUUUCACUCAUACUCAAAUACAAAAAUUUGGUGAUCGUUGUGGGUGCAGCUGAUGUAUCGGUCAGUGUAUGUUAGAUGAUUUGUUGAUGGUUUGAACGUGCAAGGGCUUUGUUAUGCAGAAAGAACAUAUCAGUAUAUGGUCCUUUAGUGAGAUGAAAUUCAUCCAGUGCCAGUGAUAUUUCACUUUACAGAGAGUCUCUGUGUUUGAGCUCCGUAACAAUACAGUAAGACAACAGGUCUAACCCACUGGAUGUCAAUCACAAUGUGCCACAGAGUACAUUCAAUUGAUGUUGAAAAUGUAUCUAUACCACAGUAUACAGAUUUUCAUCACACUGCUCAUGUGUGUUGAUGCCAUUACACAUGAAAGUAGCUUCAUCAGAAUUAGUUGACAAGGUCAUCAGUCCCAUUGGAUGAGGGAAGGAUGGGGAAGGAAAUUGGCCAUGCUCUUACAAAGGAACCAUUCCAGCAUUUGCCUAGAGUAAUUUAGGGAAAUCAGCACCAUGGCAGUUAGCAAUUAUUCAUUGUAAUCUCACAGCUCGUGAUGACCCUCGCUCCCAGUGGAAGAUGAAGUUGCAGUACUCCUUGUGGCAGUCUGAUGACCAUAUUUAGAAAUAGUGUUCUGGACAGACGUCUGAACAAAUAUUCACCAAAUGAUUCUAUAAGUCUUCACCUUUUGCCUUCAUGUUGGAUACAGUCUUCAUGGGAUUUCUCAUGAGAUCUGUGGACAUAACAGUCUCUGUUUUAGUAUUGACCCUUAGAAGACAAUAUCUUCUAAAACAGGAUACUAGAUUUAGUGGAAGGAGACACCAGUAGGAGAGGUUUCUACUGCUUUGCAGAGGUUUUUAUAAUACAACAAAUUCAGCUGAUCACGAGUUUGGAACUGGGUUUACCAAGCCCUCCCACAAGGAGCGUACUGGUAUUCUCACUACUUUCCUGCUGUUCCAGCACCUACUAUGGGGGAAGAGAACCAAAAUGAAAUGUCUCCAUUACAGAGCCAGAGUGACAGUGAUAAUAGCAGUUCUAGUACAGAGGCCAGUCCAGUAAUGAAUUUAUCUGCUCCCCUUGAAGUACAGUGCAAGUGGUUUCAAUGUGGUCAGUGGUUUGGUAACCUGAGUGCUCUUGCUACUCAUGUUGCUAGAAGUCACACGGCUCCUGGGCAAGAAGGUCUUUUCUACUGUCGGUGGGACGGUUGCAGCCGGGGUAACCGUGGCUUCAAUGCGAGGUAUAAGAUGUUGGUGCACGUGCGAACACACACUAAUGAGAAGCCUCAUCAUUGUUUCAAAUGUGAUAAGAGUUUUAGCAGAGCAGAAAAUUUAAAAAUCCAUGCACGUUCUCAUACAGGUGAACGUCCAUAUAUAUGUCCCGUACCAGGAUGUGGAAAGGCUUAUUCAAACUCAAGUGACCGCUUCAAGCAUACAAGAACCCACUCUGUGGAUAAACCAUAUACAUGUAAGGUACCAGGCUGCUCCAAACGAUACACAGAUCCAAGUUCACUUCGAAAACAUGUCAAAACCUAUCGCCAUUAUCUGUGUACAAAGGAACAGCUGUCAGAGGUCACAAUUCCUCUGAAACCUUCAAGUACAAACUUCCCCAGCCUCUGGGUCAAUAUUCCAUGGAACUUAUGGGAGCCUCAAAACCCUGCAUGCACAGCAGAACAAGAUUUGCCUCUUGAUCUCAGUAUCAGUGCUAAAGUAUAGCAUCUAAGUACAAUAUGUUUUUUACCCUACAUGCAAUUACUUCUGCUACACAAACUCUCUGUGAUCAAAAAGACAGAUUGUCUGUCUUAUUUUCUGGUACCUAAAUAUUUGUAAUGUCACUGUCAGUUUUCUUAAUAGUAACAUGUUGGCACAGUUGCUAUCAAACAUAAGUGAACUGCAACUAGAUGCAGAAAGUUAAUCUCAUGACAGGAACUAUCGAUGAUUUCAUUGAUGUAAUAGUAUUGCAUAAUGGAUAUUUCAUAAAAUAAUUGCAUACACGAUCUUCAUAAGGGGAAGAUUUUUUAAAAAAAUGUAUUGCUUGGACAAUCACUAAGAAUUGUGGAUACUUAUGUGUGGCUCUUCUGCGGAAAAAUAAUAACUUUUUCCGUCAGAGCAUAAUUGAUUGCCGACUGGUAAAAUGUUAAAAUGGAGAUGAUUGAUCUCAAAUGUUUCAUCACAAAAAUUUAAUAGCUUAUAAUUUAAGUUAAGUAUGAAUCAGUGAAUGAUAGGAGUCUGUAAUAGUAUGUGUAAAUGUGGAUGUAUUUUAUUUUUACCAUGGCAGUGGAGCUUAAGAAUUGAAGACAGCUUAAUAUAAGAAUAAAUUAUGUUUGUACCUGUGUUUGUAUAUUUUAAUGUGUGUUCUGUAUUUAUAGUAUAAGCAGUCAAAGAUGUGUGCACUUCUAUUACCUGAAUGUUAUUUAUUUAGAGAGUAUUGUAUUAAAGAAUAAUUAGUAAAAGGAAUAUAUGAUGUUUACUAUAUUAGGAAGAACAUUUAUUAUAAUUCUCAGUGCACAUGCACAGUCAUUAGUGUCUGAACAUACUUUACUGGAAGUGAAACUGAUUGAACUUACAACUAGCUCUGAAAGCUCUGGCUGCUGUUCUUUUUUCCUACCAAGUAUUAGUUAAGAAAAAAUAACAUUGACUGAGUGGAUUUCUCCCACAGAAAAUAAAAGCCAUUUGUUUUCACAAACUUUUAA